Messenger RNA from Haplochromis burtoni (Burton's mouthbrooder), 5104 nucleotides. Its product is annotated as immunoglobulin lambda-1 light chain-like. NCBI's taxonomy places the organism in Eukaryota, Metazoa, Chordata, Actinopteri, Cichliformes, Cichlidae. The coding region runs from base 1771 to 2334 and encodes 187 amino acids. The record is from RefSeq and is a predicted model, not a curated record. The transcript is spliced from 3 exons.
AGAAGAUUCAAAAGAUGACACAAUUGGGAGUAUCAGAUAAACUUGUCUUGUGUGUUCACAUUCAGGUCAAAAACAGCAGACUGUAAAAAUCCACAGAGAUUAUCUUCUUCUGACAAACAUCAAACAGAAGUGUCUAUAUUUUUUGGAGAAGCAAUAUUCCUCUAUGAGAACAGCAACUGAGGGAAAACCAAAACACCACAACACAGUGAUCACAGCUCCAGAAACCAGAAAGCAUAUGGCUUUGAAAAAAAAAGAAAUGAAUGAAAAACAACAGUUUGAAUCCAGGAUUCUCAAAGUAUAGCCAACUGGUCAAUCACACCCUUUAGUAACAUUAUAGUUAUGACUGUCACCCUCACAAAUGUCAGCCAAGCUAAAAGUUACAUCACAUCCGCGAGUGCAAGCUGUGCUUUGGUGUCUUUUUGGUCACUUUGAUUGUCCAACUCUUAUUUCUGUAACCUUGCACAUCUGCACAGAGCAUACAGGUUGGUUUCUUUUCCUUUACAGUCAUUGCUGUCAUGUGCUGGUUCUCUACAUUACCAUGAGGACUCCUCAUAAUAAUCAUGCUGAGAUUUGCAGGCAGUUAAACUACAAAACAUGCAGCAAGUUUGUAUUUUGUCUGAGGAGAUUUUUUAUUUUUUUUGUCUCUGCCGAUGUUUAUAACUUUGAACAAACAGAAGAAACCAUUUGGCUGGACAGAUAUUUGUUCUUAGAAACCAGAGGACGACCAAAGUGCAUACUAAUAUUGUAACACUUGUUGGCUGUUUCUAGGUCCCAAAACAUGCUCAGAUGGGUAGGCUGGUGCAGUUAAAGUGACUUAUUUGCACAGUUUUAUCUUUGCAGACCGUUCAUUGAUUCCAGACAAUCGAUGUCAGAUGUGUCCACCAGGCUCUCCUGACACUGCCCCUGAACCCACUGCAACACCCCUACUGUGCAGCUGAGCCACAGACUACACGCCCACCACAGCGAAUGAAUCCUGUUACAGUGCUACUCCAUCAAAACAUUGUUGAGAAGUUUAAUUCUGGAGGAAAACUGCCAACCUGCUGUUUGGACAAGAAUAAACUUGUGAAACAAAGGUCAGCUCAGGUAGCUCAUCAUCUGGAGGCAGAAGUUAUGCAGAAUAUUCAGAUUCAUGCAGUUUUUACAACAUUAAUUCAUCUCGACUGAACCAAAUCAUGGAGCUGAAUUACACUAAACAGAAAUAACAACAUGACCCCUGACAGGUGACAAGAUUAUCUCUUGAUCACGGCACCUGUUAGUCAGUAGGGUAUAUUAAGGAGCAAGUAAACAUUUUCUCCUCAAGUUGGUGUGUUAGAAGCAGAAAAAAUGGGUGAGUGUAAGGAUUUGAGUGAGUUUGACAAAAUAGUGAUGGCUAGAUGACUCGCUGCAAAAAUGCAAAAGCCCGAUUGUGGGGUGUUCCUGCGGUGGUCAGUUUGUAUCAAAAGUCGUCAAAGGAAGAAACAGUGACCAGUAACUGAGCAUCUGUGGGAUCUACGGGACAAACAAGUGUGAUCCAUGGAGGUCCUUCCUCACAACUUACAAGACUUCAAGGAUCUGUUGCUAACAUCUCAGUGCCAGAUACCACAGCACAUCUUCAGGGGUCGAGUGGAAUCCAUGCCUCACGACUGUUUUGGCAGCAAAAGAGGGACCAACACAAAAUCAGGCAGAGUCAUAAUGUUACGUCUGAUUGGUGAAUGACAUUGCUUUACCUCAGCUGCCACAUUCAACAUCAGACAGGUUUUUGUACUGGUCUGUGUCACUGUGUGAGGAGACAUGAUCUUUGGCUCUGGAGCUAAACUGUACGUAACAGCUACGCCGGUAGCAAAGCCCUCGGUGACAGUGUACCAAGCAGCAUCCAGUGAUCAUCUGGAGGAGAAGAGAUCCCUGCUGUGUGUGGCCUCACAAAUGGUUCCUCCUGUGGUCAAGAUCACCUGGAAAAGCCAGAAGCAGGACGGAUCUCCGCUGGCGGUGCCCCCUGGUGACACAGAACAGCUGGACAUCAUAGAGUCCGAUUACACUGCCAGCAUCUUGUUGAUCCAUCAGCAAGACGAGAACUCACAUACAUAUGGCUGUUCUGUCACACACGAGGGGGGGACGGUGGAGGGUCAAAUAGAGGAAGGAGUUUCUCAAAGUACACCAAAAGAACUUCCACCAGAUACACUUUCCACCAAUCAAACUUUAACAGAAGGUCCAUCAUCAGAACAUCCCGUGUCUCAAAAACAAGUAAAACUGCUCUGCCUGGUGUACACGGUGCUGAUCACGAAGAGUCUGGUGUACUGCUGUGGAGUCUCUCUGCUCAGGCUCAUCAGACGCAGCCGCAAACACGCAGCUGACUGACUGUUUCCUUCUUCUUGGCUUAUCGCUUUUCAUAUCGUUUAUCACUCAGGAUUUAGAAAAGUCUGUAACAGUGCAGCAUUUUGGUUGUUUUUUUACUUUCUUUUUUAUUUCAAUAUUAAAAAAAGAGCUGAAACAGAAAAGGCAGAAUUAUUAGCGCCCUAGUAGAUGAUUCAUCAUUUAUAGCAUUUGUUUAAUUAAAACAAAGUGUUGCCUGCUCUUCAAAGUAUUUCUCUGCAAUAUUCCGAAUAAAGCAAACAAAAAAAUCUUGCUUGUUUGAGUUUAAUUUUGUAGAAAACUGCGAGAAACAGCAGCACUCCCAAUAUAUGCUGAUAGGCAACGAGCAGUGGUAAAAGAAGAACAAAUGUUUAAUGAGAUACAAACAGGAUUUUAAAGAAGAUGAGAACAUGAAACCAUAAAUCUGUUAGAUAAAAAAAAACAUGCAGGUGUGUCUGAGCCUUAUUUUUAGUUCACUAUCAUUGGGACUGCAUAGUCAUCACAUGAUGUGAUAUCAUAGUGUGGAAGUAAAUGUUCAAAAUCAUAAUGUUCCCUCACAAAAUCACAAAUUCCUUCCAGAUGCAAUAAAAAUGUUAAACACAAUGACCCAAUAUUUAUUUGAAUAUGAAAUUAUAAAUGUUAAAAUAAAUUAAAAUUAGAGUUCACCUUGAUUGGUUUCAUUUUGUAAAGGACAUAUUUAGCAGAUGCAUUUCUGAACUCUCACCAAUGUGUUUGUCAUUCAACAACAAUUAGUUCUAUGACCUAAAAUAUUAUUUAACAUGUUCUCCAUGAUUCGAAGCAGAUAUAACUAUGAAAGCAAACUCCAGUUUUAAGCUCUGUCCUCUUUCAGACAUUGCAAAUCAAAUGUUUCUUUAUACAGAUAGUGUGGUUUUCUUAUUAAAGGAAACAGAAUAAAAACUGUCUAACUAAAGGAACCAAACUAUCAGGAACCCGUGGAUGUUGUUUUCUGGACUCAGUCUUAAAAACGAUAUCAUCUUUACACCAGCUUUAUUUGGACUGUGUGGGUUUUUUUUUUACACAUGCACAUAUAUAUCCUGCAGUGUCUGCAUAUCUAUAUAUCAGUUAUGUAAAUUAUGUGUCAUUGUGUGUUCCAUGUGAGAUUGUUUAAAGCCUCUGAACAAUGUCAUGAUAUCAGUGCAGCUGUUAGCGCUGCGACCCCAUAGCAGCGUCCUUUAGCUUUUAAAACUAACAUGGAUCGCUUUUCACCUUUUUAACUGAAUCUCUUUCAAACAGCUUAAAGUCUGUCAAAUUGUUCUAGUUUUUAUAAAUUUUCCUUUUAUUUGAAUUACCCUGAAUACUGUAUUUACUUUUUCUACUAAACAUUCUGUAUUAAUUUCAUCAAUCGUACUUCUAUUUUUUUGCUAACUUUUGAAAAUGACUAAAACUGAAGUAUUCUGGUAGUUAAGGGGACAGAUGGUCCUGACUAAGAGUCAAGACUACACUACAAUGAAUUCAAACACCUGACUUUGUUAAAGCUGCGCAGUAAAAAUAAAUAUACUUUAAACAAGCGGCAGAAAACACCAAAUGUUGAUGAAAUAUUUCUUGAUGCUGACAUCUAAUUUUCCACCAGCAUACAUGAGCUAAAUACUGAAAGCCCUGAUUCCAAACUUAUCAUUGUUUCAUUUAAUGUGUUUAGGUGGAGCAAGUGAAAACAUGAUCAAUUGGAAGUGAAAUAAAAACAUGUGAGGUGAAGCGCUGGUGUUUGUUUCGAGAAGAACAAUAAGUUGUUUGUUUCAGCGGUUUCCAAGUCUGUCUCUGUGUGGUUUGUCUUCUCAUACGAGCAGGAUGUCCGAGACUCUGCGCUGAACUGUUCUCAUGCAAUCACUUCAUAAACUUUAAGUUCCUAUAAUACUGUUUAACUGUGAUUUCUUCCAUAUUCUUUGCAUGAAUGGUGCUAUUUGCACCAAAAAUCUCUCACAUAUACUUUUAAGUUGCGUUGGUCAUUAUUGACCACUAAAGUCGAACCUGCAUUCGGGUGAAUAAGCACGUGACCUCAUCUUGAAUGUAACACUAGUGUAGCUCAGAUUAACCUUAAUGCUGGUUUGUACAGCUAACCUAAAAUUCAUCCUAAUGACUGAUUUUAAUAAACACCAGCUUAGAUGUUGUAGGACCAACAUUAUUAAAAACCACUUUGUGUUCCCUGUAUUGGUUUUGUAGGAUGCAGCUGACCUCACUUCUAAUGUUUGGCGAAAAAAACAAAACAAAACCUAAACAAACAAAACUUUAUUCGAUUUCAUCAUUAUAGCACACGGAGUCACUGCAGUGAAGGGGUCUGAAUACUUUCUGGAAUUAUUGUGCAACUGUGGCUGUUGCUGUAACUGUCACUGUGACAUUAAAGUGAAAACCCCCAACUCGCACAGAAACCCACACAGCCCAGCUGCUGCACAAAGGGAAGCUCUGAUUGGCUGUUGACUUUCUUUUCUGUCCUAAUAACCGCUGAGAACAGAUCCAUAUCUGCUGCUGCACCCCUCUCUCAUUCUUUUCCACUGAGCGCUCCACCCACUCAGAGCUGAACUGACCCCGUCUGACCCACCUGCUACAUCAUUUACUUUUUAUUAUUCAUUUGCUCUUUGUUAAUGACUGACAAGGUUUUGCUACAUUAAAUAAAUCGAUGGCACAAAGCUUGUAUUGAAUCAGCUGUUUUCGACAAUUUCAAGCUUGAUUUAAAAACCUUUAGAACUUUUAAUCCAACCAUCAGAGCAACGUGUUAGCAGCUUCAAAUUAAGAAGCAACACAGAUCCUUACAGUUACUUUU